AUUUGAAAGAAAAGAGAGCGACGCCUGAAGUCAAAUUAUGACAAUGAGUUACCACGAAAAAAGUGAGUUUCUUGACUUAUUUUUCUGCCUAGACGCUUGUAAACUAGCGGGUCAACAACGUUUGAUAAAUGAUGAUCUUUCGUGUCAAUGUCCCGGAUGUGUGAAAGCGGAGCAGCCCGUGAGUCACCGCGUCAGAAACCCCUUACACGCAGUCGAGAUGCAGAGAUCGCGACGUUACGUCGCCGCCAUUUUGUUUCACCCGGAGUAAAGAAAUCAACGCUGAGAAGCACCGGGCGAGAAUAAUUUCCUUUUCCUGGAUUACCAUCGACGCGGCGAAUCUGCAUCGUGCAUCCACGUCUAGAUCCGCAUGAUGUCUGCAGACAUGGCCACAGAUCACGUGAACGGGAACGGCACGGAGGAGCCGAUGGACACCACGGCCGAGGUGACCCGCUCGGAACACUUCCAGGCCCUGCUGGAGGCCGGGUUGCCCCAGAACGUGGCGGAGAAGCUGGAUGAACUUUAUGUAGCAGGCCUGGUGGCACAUAGUGACCUAGACGAAAGAGCUCUUGAAGCUUUGAAAGAAUUCAAUGAGGAGGGAGCCCUGCAAGUGCUGGUUCAGUUCAAAGAGAGCGACCUGUCACACGUGCAAAACAAAAGUGCCUUUCUGUGUGGGGUGAUGAAGACCUACAGGCAGAGGGAGAAACAAGGGACCAAAGUCUCAGACUCCACUAAAGGACCAGACGAAGCCAAAAUCAAGGACCUGCUGGACCGAACCGACUACACACUCGACGUGACAACGGGCCAGCGGAAGUAUGGCGGCCCCCCACCGGAGUCUGUGUACUCGGGGGCCCAACCCAACAUCGGGACAGAGAUAUUUAUCGGGAAGAUUCCCCGCGACCUGUUUGAAGAUGAGCUGGUGCCUCUCUUUGAGAAGGCGGGGCCUAUCUGGGACCUGCGGCUAAUGAUGGACCCGCUCAGUGGGCUGAACCGGGGCUACGCCUUCGUCACCUUCUGCACAAAGGAAGCGGCCCAGGAGGCGGUGAAGCUGUGCAAUAAUCACGAGAUCCGCCCGGGCAAGCACAUCGGGGUGUGCAUAUCAGUCGCCAACAACCGGCUGUUUGUGGGCUCCAUUCCCAAGAGUAAAACCAAGGAGCAGAUAGUUGAGGAGUUUGCUAAAGUCACAGAGGGCCUCAGUGACGUCAUUCUGUACCAUCAACCCGACGACAAGAAGAAGAACCGCGGUUUCUGCUUCCUGGAGUACGAAGACCACAAGACGGCCGCGCAGGCUCGCCGCCGCCUGAUGAGCGGCAAGGUGAAGGUGUGGGGCAACGUGGUGACGGUGGAGUGGGCCGACCCCAUCGAGGACCCCGACCCAGAGGUCAUGGCCAAGGUGAAGGUCUUAUUCGUGAGGAAUCUGGCCAACGGCGUCACGGAGGAGCUGCUGGAGACGUCCUUCAGCGAGUUCGGGAAGCUGGAGCGCGUCAAGAAGCUCAAAGACUACGCCUUCAUCCACUUCGAGGAGCGGGACGGCGCCGUGAAGGCGCUGGAGCAGAUGAACGGGAAGGAGCUGGAGGGAGAAGCCAUCGAGAUCGUGUUCGCCAAACCGCCCGACCAGAAGCGGAAGGAACGAAAAGCCCAGAGACAAGCGGCCAAAACCGUGAUGUACGACGACUACUUCUACUACUCUCCCCCCUCCCACAUGCCGCCCCCGGUCAGAGGGCGGGGCCGAGGGGGCAACCGGGGCGGCUACUCGUCCUACCCCCCCGACUACUACGGGUACGAGGACUACUACGACUACUACGGCUACGACUAUCACAACUACCGCGGCGGCUACGACGACCCGUACUACGGCUACGACGACUUCCAGGCGCCCAGCCGGGGGCGGGGCGCCAGCCGGGGCUCCCGGGGCGGAUCCUCUCCGGCCAGGGGACGCGGCGGCGCCGGCGCACCCAGAGGCAGGUCCAACUUCUCCCAGCGGGGCGGGCCCGGACCGGGCCGCGGCGGGCGGGGAGCGAGAGGAGGCCUGCAGCCCAGAGGGAGAGGAGGGCAGGAAAAAGGGGUCGAGGCCGGUCCUGCCGCGUCGCUAUGAGGACUGACCGGCGUUUGGCGUCACACACACACUGCCAGCUGCCCAUUGGAUGGAAUGGUAAGGUCACCUGACUCAGUGGUCCACUGGUACCAGCCUUUGUUUUUUGUUUUUUAAGGAGCAGAUCUCCUUGAAAAACACCGCCAUGUUCAAAGAUAAUCAGAGCAGAAAUUCUUAAGCUUGCUGUUUCUGUUUUUUAGAUCAAUUUAUAACAGACCCCCCCCCCCCCCCCCACACACACACACACACACACAAAUUGCCCCAUUUAAGUCUUCCUUAGAAGUUCACGAUAGACCUCCUUCUGGACAAGUCUGCUCUUGAAUGCAGAUCAGCUUGAGCUCUCAGACUACACGCUAAUGAAGGACAAGACGUGACCUGUGACCGGACAUCCCAGCAGCCGGGUUCUGUUAAGAACCCCCCCCCACCACCGGGGGGCGUUAUACGCUACCUCACUGAAGGACUGUCCACUUUGGUCCUUGAGAUACGCACAGCCAACAUCAACGCAGCACUCGAUGAGUUUUAGCUCGUCGGUGGAGACCUGGUUGUUGGUCCUCAAGUCGCCCUGCAGCGGCGUAUCAGGGUGCAAGUACGCGUAGCGGGAUAAAUGUGUGGUUUAUUAACAGCAUUAUUAUUGCACCCAGGUAGAGUCUUGAAACAGGAGCUGGCUGUUGAUGUAGUUUACAGACGGAUGGUUUUGUAACUCUUGUUUUUCUGUGAAUUAUCAAAGUGUCUGUAAACCUGCAGACAUGUUCUUGUCUUCCACAAUGGGAAACUGUCUUUAUUUUCCUUUGUGGCCAUCGAUGUGAAGGCAAUGUCUGCACAAACAUCUGUUUAUUUUAAUUGUAUUUUUAUUUCGGCGUGUCAGCAGAUGUGAAAGAGCAUGAAUUUAUUUGAGUUUAGGAAUCAAGCUGAAUAAUUCAUCGCUAAAGCUUGUUUCUACAUUCCAUGUUGUGCAUCGCCGUCAACUAAAACAAUGGAGUCACGUCUUCUCUGUCGGUGUAGAUGAUUAUUUAGAAUUUAAAGGAGUAAAUCCACCCCCCAUAUUUGAGGUAUAUUUUAUUUUUGCAGCGGUCACAAAUAAUUAUCUAUACAGUAUUACAACGAUUUCUAAAGCUUGUAGCGAAGACUUGGCUUUGUUGUUUUUGGCAAAUAAAAAUCAGUUUAAAUUCCUAGAAUAUCAAACGAGUCAUUAGAAGUUCUAAAUGAUCAGUUCAUCAUUCUGUAUCUUUAUGUCAUCACAUCCCACAAAGAGACACAAACCCAGAAGGUGUUGCUUCGUCUCGUACUUCGCUGUUUGAGACUCUGGGAACUGUAGGAAGUUGAGUCGGAUUUCUCCUUUUAACUUUUUUUUUUUUUUUUUACCGGUUUUGAAAAAAACGACAAUUUUCUUUCUAGUAUUGACUCUGUUCUUUCACCAAUUUUUAAAGGUCACCAAGUAUGUGUUUGUAUGUGUGUGUGUGUAUGUAUAUUUGUAUACGUAUGUAUAUAUUUUUAUAUAUAUAUAUUUAUAUAAAUGAUUGUUUGAUGUAUACACACAUAUAUAAGUGUGUGUGUAUAAAAAAUGUUUUGCUAACAAGUGUUUGCAUUCUUGCAAAUGAAUUGUUUUAUACUGUACAGUGAGGUAAGGUAAACCUAUUUUUCUAAUAAAGUUAUUGACUUUGA
Pungitius pungitius (ninespine stickleback) is the source of this 3748-nucleotide messenger RNA. Its product is annotated as heterogeneous nuclear ribonucleoprotein Q. Gene Ontology annotation, biological process: CRD-mediated mRNA stabilization. The transcript is spliced from 11 exons. Lineage: Eukaryota; Metazoa; Chordata; Actinopteri; Perciformes; Gasterosteidae. The record is from RefSeq and is a predicted model, not a curated record. Gene Ontology annotation, molecular function: mRNA 5'-UTR binding. Gene Ontology annotation, cellular component: nucleus; CRD-mediated mRNA stability complex; ribonucleoprotein complex. Bases 368 to 2089 code for a protein of 573 amino acids.